Exophiala aquamarina CBS 119918 is the source of this 609-nucleotide messenger RNA. RefSeq lists its product as uncharacterized. The record is from RefSeq and is a predicted model, not a curated record. Lineage: Eukaryota; Fungi; Ascomycota; Eurotiomycetes; Chaetothyriales; Herpotrichiellaceae. Bases 1 to 609 code for a protein of 202 amino acids. The transcript has 2 exons.
AUGAUUCCGGCCUCACCCAAAAAGAGACGAGGCCCUGAUCUCCCGCUAGACACCCAGAGACCUCCGCCCAAUUUCAUGGUGGACGAUGGCAUCGACAAUGUAGAAAGUCCGCGCACAAAAGUCUCCCAGACCUUCGAUACGCUGGAUCUCGAUGGCCAGACUGAUUCCAUACCAAAACCAGACCCUCUCAAAAAGUCCGAAUCAGCUACUCAUUUAGGCGACGUACAAGACCAGACGUCUCAGGAGGAUGAUUCUACUUCCGCCACCGCACCUCAGGUGUUGCCCCGUUCAAAGUCACCACCUUUGGAUGGACAGAUAUCAGAUAAAUUUUGGCAUGAUUCUGAAAUUACAGGACAUGACCCCACUGAUCCCACUGAUGAUGGAUAUGGCAUCAAUGGGAUCGGCUUUCGGCCCACCCCGGCGCUUGCAUGGUCUCGCUCACAGCGACGGAAACAACAAUUGACAGAUCUCAAAAACAGAGAGGCUCGUGAGGCGAGGCAGCAAAGAAGUGAGAGGAGAAAACGCUUCAUCAGCGAAAGCGACGAUCACUCCACCGCUAUGGACGCUUCACCCCGUAAAAAUGUUCGCGUCCGCUUCGAAAAUGGAUGA